CUCAUCUCCAUCUCCCUCUCUCGCCACUGCGAAACCCUAAUCUCCGUCCUCCCUCUUCCCGUUCCGUCACCGCUCCCGCAAUCGCUCCGUCUCCCUCCCGGAUUGCGCCCGCCCUCCCGUUCCGCCGCCGCGACUCGCCGGAGGACCCCGGCUUCUCGGCCUCCGCGCUCUUGCGGGAGCUCCGGCUUUCUGCCGCUUCCGGAAUCGAUUGCUGCUGAGGCGGCGGCGGCGGCGGCGGGUGCUGGGGGUUCCCUUUUCCCCUAAUCCCUCCGGACGGGGAUUUCGCGCCGCCCCUUUCGAACCCUAGGCGCCGGGAGUUGUCGGAGUUCCUCACGUCCUUAGGGUUGGGGGGGGUUAAAUUUCGGCCAUUGGACCCGUGCGGGAGUUUCUGAUUUGAGGCGCCCCUCAUUGGAUUUUUUGAUUUCGGGACUUUGGGAUAUUGUCGGAAUUCCGGGCUGUCGUGGGGAAGUGGCUCGCUUGCGGUGCGCGCGCUUGUGCGUAAUGAGGGUCGGCUGACCUUGCCUUGCUGCGCCCGCGAAAUCCAUCUCUUCAUUGGGAUGGAGGUGUAGAGGGGAGCCCCUCUUCUCAUCAUUGUGCUUAUUUCCGGGGGGGUUAAUGCGUGUUCUGGUUGUCAUUGCCUUCGUACUCGCGCUUGCGUUAGGAUUUUGUUCUUCUGAUAGACUUGCCUAGUUAAUUGCCGGUGCUUUGCUCGUCGGGAGCGGCGGAAGGUGCUUUGAGGGGAUCGCGACGACACGGCAUCUUUUGACUAGGAAGGGACAUUGGUUUUCAGGAUAAGGUUUCCGGGACUCUGAACAGAUGGGAAAGGGCGGCAAAGUAUAGUAGUUGUUCGAUUUAGGCUCUUAAUAUUCUCUGAGGAUGUGCAUCGCUCCCCAUGGAAAGAAGUGAACCCACUUUAGUUCCAGAGUGGCUGAGGAAUUCUGGCGGCGGAGGUGCUUCGGGAGUCAGCAGCUCAGCCAACCACUCUUCACAUUCAGAAUCUCCUUCUUCGGGAUCUCGUAGGAGAAGUAAAACUUCCAAGGGCGGGAAUGACUUUGAUGGCCGCCACUCGACAUUAGACCGCACGUCUUCACUUAAUUUACGGGGGAGUUCUGGUAAUAAUGGUCUUGUAAAGAAUGCAUACAGUAGUUUCAGUAGGAGUCACCGCGACAGGGAACGCGACAGGGAAAGAGGACGGUUGAGCUAUGAUGAGUCUUGGGACCUCGAUGGUUCUGAUUCACUGGGAUGUGUCUUAAAUAAUAGGAUUGAGAAAGAUCCACUGAGGCAUUCCCAUUCAAUGAUUCCAAGAAGGCACGGUGAACUGUUGCCUCGUCGUGUGGUUCCAGAGGUAAAAAAUGGAAGCAAUGAUGCACAAGAUAACAUUGCUAAGAAUGGUCCAAUUUCUGGGGUUAGUACCAUUCACCAUGCUGUAUCUGAGAAGGAUUUCCCAUUGCUUGGAGCGGAAGAAAGGCAAGGGAUGGCAGAUAAAGGAAGAGCCAUGUCCCCUGGUUUGCCUGCCAACAUCAAUUGUUUGCCAGGUGCUAGUUCAGCUUUAGCUAGCAGUGAAGGAUGGACAUCGGCUCUGGCGCAGGUGCCGAGCAUCUCUCCAACUAAUGGCGUACAAUCCUCAUCUCAUCAACAAAAUGCAGUUGCUGCUCCGGUAUGUGGGACUGCAACGGCAACGACUGGUCUUAAAAUGGCUGAAGCUUUAGCACAGGCUCCGUUGCGAGCAAAAACUGCUCCCCCGUUGUCAGUGAAGACACUGAGGCUUGAGGAGUUGGCCAUUAAGCAAUCUAGGCAGCUUAUACCGGUGACCCCGUCAGGUUCUAAGACUUCAGUGCUUAAUUCGUCUGAAAAAUCCAAGUCGAAAGCAGCUGUAAGAAAUGGGGAGAGAAUAUCUGCUGUCAGGAGUGGGCAACAGCAACUCUCUUUAUCUGCUAAUCAGUUUCUUCGAGGUGGACAUACUAAAUUGGAUUCACCACAGACACCUCAUGCUGGGAAGUUUUUAGUUCUCAAGUCCACCAGGGAGAAUGGUGUUUCUCAUGCUCCAAAGGAUAUGGGAAGUCCAACCAGUGUUAGUAGCAGCAAAUCAUUGAGCAGCCAGCCUAAUGUUGCUAGUUCUGUGGCUCCUGCUCCUUUAAAAAUUGUGAACAACCCGACGCAUUCCUCUCUGGAAGACAAGUCUGCUGUCUCCUUUUUGAACCCUGUUACAGUUUUGGAGAAGAGACCUUCCUCGUCUCAUGCACAAAGCCGAAGUGAGUUUUUCAAUCUCAUUAAAAGGAAAAACUCAACAAAGGGUUCUUCUGUUCUCUUAGAGUCGGGCCCUGUAAUCUCAUCUCCAAGCAAAGAAAGUUCUUGUCAAAUAAUUGAGGAAUCAGUCAAUGCCCCUGGAAGUCCUGUGGCUGACAAUGGUGGUGAGAUGUGCAGCAGUGGUGGCAGCUCUUUAGAAGCUCUGAGACUUCCUAAUGAUGAAGAUGAUGGUAUGAGUCUCACAGCAGCAGUUUAUCCGAAUGAGGAAGAGGCUGCUUUUCUUCGUUCCCUUGGAUGGGAUGAGAAUGCUGGUGAAGAUGAAGGUCUCACAGAAGAGGAGAUCAAUGCUUUUUAUCAAGAGUACACAAAACUGAGGCCAUCUCCGAAUGUCUGCCGGGGAGUGGAGCCAAUCCUCUCGAAACUGUCUGAAACUCGCAUUGGUAGUAUUGGCGGAGCCUCUGCGGAGAUCAUUCCAUCUGAUUCAGGAUUCAAAGCUUGAUUUACCAGCUCUGGAAGUCCAAAUUUUGCUGGCUGGAUGGUCCUUUGUUUUUGAAGGGACACCAAUCUUGGGGUAUGCAGGAGGAUAGGUUCCUGUGGGGAUUCAACAAAUAGUUCAAUAAGUUGGAGCUUUCAUGUUUGCUUGUGGAAAAAAAAAAUGAGGAUUUUAGGGAAUUUUGUUUCAGGAUAGAUAGAGGGUUUACCGUUUCGGAGGAGGUGCUGAGGGAGUUAGCAUCUUUUGGGGUAUUUUGGUCCUUUAUUUUCCAUCUCCUUGAAGAGGGUUCUGAUCUUUAGGAAGAAAUGCUUCUGGUGUUUCUUUUCAUUUUACAACUGAAAAAGGAAAAAGAAAGAGGAAGUUCAACGCUUUGGUUC
Syzygium oleosum is the source of this 3117-nucleotide messenger RNA. RefSeq lists its product as uncharacterized. The coding region runs from base 893 to 2746 and encodes 617 amino acids. The transcript is spliced from 5 exons. Lineage: Eukaryota; Viridiplantae; Streptophyta; Magnoliopsida; Myrtales; Myrtaceae. The record is from RefSeq and is a predicted model, not a curated record.